Setaria italica (foxtail millet) is the source of this 1503-nucleotide messenger RNA. RefSeq names its product mitochondrial import receptor subunit TOM40-1. Gene Ontology annotation, molecular function: transmembrane protein transporter activity. The transcript has 11 exons. The coding region runs from base 96 to 1094 and encodes 332 amino acids. Lineage: Eukaryota; Viridiplantae; Streptophyta; Magnoliopsida; Poales; Poaceae. Gene Ontology annotation, cellular component: mitochondrial outer membrane translocase complex; mitochondrial outer membrane. Gene Ontology annotation, biological process: protein import into mitochondrial matrix. The record is from RefSeq and is a predicted model, not a curated record.
UUGACCCCGCCGCCGGCGCAGCGAAAUCACACACAACCUACUCAGACCCCCACGCCGCCGCCACCCCCAGAUCAACCACACGCGCCGCCGCCGCCAUGGGCUCCUCCGUCAGCCACGCCGCGCCCCCUCCUCCCCCGCCUCCUGACUCCUACGGGCCCCCACCUCCCUUCGCGGCCGCCGAAGCCGCCGCGCCGCCGAAGCCCCAUGAGGAGGAGGUGGCCGAGCCGAAGGUGGACUACCUCAACCUCCCGUGCCCCGUCCCCUACGAGGAGAUCCAGCGCGAGGCCUUCAUGGCGCUGAAGCCGGACCUCUUCGAGGGCAUGCGAUUCGAUUUCACCAAGAUGAUCAGCCCGUACUUCGCAUUGAGCCACAGUGUGGCCAUGGGAUCCAUUGAUGUCCCGGCACAGGGGAACGAGGUGAUCAAGAUCCCCACCUCCAACUAUGAGUUUGGUGCCAACUUCAUCAAUCCUAGGAUGAUGCUCAUGGGGAGGGUCUCGCAUGAAGGGAGGGAGAACAUUCGUGUCAAAUAUGACAUAACGGACAACCUCGCUGUAAAGAUAAAUGCUCAGUUGACAAGUGAGCCCCAUUACUCCCAGGGCAUGUUUAAUUUUGAUUAUAAGGGCAAAGAUUUUAGAACUCAGAUUCAAAUUGGGAACAAUGCCUUCUAUGGAGCAAACUACAUCCAAAGUGUCACAAAGAACCUUUCCUUGGGAACUGAAGCCUUUUGGCUUGGUCAGCAGAGGAAAUCUGGAGUUGGUGUUGUUGCUCGCUAUGACACAAAGAAAUGGGUCGCAACUGGGCAAAUUGCAACCACUGGAAUGGUUGCUCUUAGUUAUGUUCAGAAAGUAUCUGAAAAGGUUUCCCUUGCAUCUGAUUUCAUGUACAAUCAAAUGUCAAAGGAUGUAACAGCAACUUUUGGUUACGAUUAUAUACUGAGACAGUGUCGAUUGAGGGGGAAGCUGGAUACCAAUGGUGUGAUUUCUGCUCUUCUGGAGGAACGAUUGACUCCAGGCGUUACUUUUCAAUUGUCUGCUGAGAUUGACCAUUGGAAGAAAGACUACAAGUUUGGGUUCGGUAUGGCUGUCGGAGAGUAAGACUCGAGCAGUUCAUCGAGGACACAUGUACAAUUAUAGUUGUUGGCAUUCGUCGACAGGGAUUAAGACGAUUCUAGUUUUGUUGCAUUUAUUUGUCUCCAGCUCUUCGUUUAGCGGCUAUGGCCGGAUGGCCAUGGACAGAGGCACCUUUCGAAGUUUUGAUUUCACUGGGCUCUUGAGUAGAUUGAUGUAACUAUGCGCCUGUGUUAAACUAGAACAGGGGAAGCCUGAAUAGAUGUCACUCCUACCUGAGUAGACUGCUUUUAUGGCGUUAGGAUUCUCGCUGUUGAAUGCUUAGAUCCUAGGACAGUGAUUUCGAACUUCAUUUCCUUGAUGCAAGGUCUUAGUCCAUGGAUUGACACCAUGGAGGUAUGGACCCUUUAUUAUAUAUAUUUGCACCUUUAUAUUU